Drosophila novamexicana is the source of this 1385-nucleotide messenger RNA. RefSeq names its product venom protease. NCBI's taxonomy places the organism in Eukaryota, Metazoa, Arthropoda, Insecta, Diptera, Drosophilidae. Gene Ontology annotation, molecular function: serine-type endopeptidase activity. The transcript has 6 exons. Bases 117 to 1367 code for a protein of 416 amino acids. Gene Ontology annotation, biological process: proteolysis. The record is from RefSeq and is a predicted model, not a curated record.
AGUCGUACGAAAACACAAUUACGCUUGCUGGCAACGGAAGCGGCACGCGAUAAAAAUUUCAAUUUCAUUUGCGAGAAAAAUAUAUACUUUUUUCGCAUUCAGUUUUCAAGGCAACGAUGAAGUGCUUACAUCUAAUAUUCGCAUUGCUGCUCAGCUUCAGAUAUGAGCUGUCGCUGGCCAAAAGCUACUCUACGGAGUACAUUGAUCUGCUGGAUCUGGACGACAAUGAAGAGUUCGUGUGGGGUGCCGCAGAGAAUAGGCAAUACAACCGGACUAAUGCUAGUAAUGAUAAUGACAAUGCCGGCAUAUCCAAUUUCUUAGCACGUCAUCGUUUAAGCAAGCGACAGGCACCAGCUGAAAGUGCUUCCCCAAUACUGGAAAACAAGGAUUUUGGUGCCUGUCGCACGUCGCUAGGCGAAACCGGUCGCUGUCGGCACAUAAUUUACUGCCGCAUGCCGGAGCUGAAGGAUGAUGUCUGGCGUUUGGUCUCCCAGUUGUGCGUUAUUGAGAAAAGUACUAUUGGUAUUUGCUGUACGGAUCAGUCGACUGCGUCACGUUUUAGUCCACAGAUUGCGAGCAGCUCCGCUGAUGACGAACCGCGCAUUAUCAAUCGUCCAGAGAGCAGGGGAUGCGGCAUUACCACACGGCAAUUCCCUAGAAUAAGUGGCGGACGUCCAGCGGAGUCCGAUGAAUGGCCCUGGAUGGUGGCGUUGCUUCGCCAGGGCUAUACCUACGUCUGGUGCGGCGGUGUGCUCAUUACAGAUCGUCAUGUGUUAACGGCGGCCCAUUGCCUGUACAAGUGUCCCAAGGAGGACAUAUUUGUACGACUGGGCGAGUACAAUACGCAUCAAUUGAAUGAGACGCGCGCGCGCGACUUUCGCAUUGGUAACAUGGUGCUCCAUAUCGACUAUAAUCCAACAACAUACGAAAACGAUAUUGCCAUCAUACGCAUCGAGCGGCCGACACUGUUCAAUACAUACAUAUGGCCAAUAUGCAUGCCGCCGCUAAACGAAGAUUGGACAGGACGCAAUGGCAUUGUCAUGGGCUGGGGUACACUCGAUUUUAAUGGUCCACACUCCAAGAUACUCAUGGAGGCAAGUUUGCCGAUAUGGAAGCAAUCGGAUUGCCAAGCGGCCAUUGUGGAUCAUAUACCGGAUACGGCCCUUUGCGCUGGACUGCCAGAGGGUGGCCUAGAUAGCUGUCAGGGUGAUAGCGGUGGUCCGUUGCUCGUGCAGUUGCCAAAUCAGCGCUGGGUCACCAUUGGUAUUGUCUCCUGGGGCUUGCGCUGUGGCGAACCGAAGCAUCCAGGCAUCUACACGCGCGUUGAUCGCUAUCUGGAGUGGGUCAUAGCCAAUGCGGAUAUAUAAGAUGAGCAUAUAUUAAAA